Molecule: messenger RNA, 2046 nt
Organism: Mycena citricolor
Lineage: Eukaryota; Fungi; Basidiomycota; Agaricomycetes; Agaricales; Mycenaceae
Source: the annotation of a GenBank genome assembly
GCCAUUCUUUGCUGUUGACGGUGCCCACGGCUGCGUCACAUUAGCUCGUCCUCGUCCAGUCGUCAGUGGUCCCACCCCAAACGACUACUCUAAGAAUGGAUGCUACACCAUCUGAUGAAAAUCUCAUCAUUCCAUUCUCUCUCGACGAGUACGAGGACCGUCUAGUACCUGAAUUUCGACUCGAAGAUCGACUCGCGUUCUGGGACGGUCCGAUUCGCGCCUUCCUCCGCGAGCGUGGAUACGCGCUGUACAACAUCUGCUCAGUAUUCGAUGCCGCUGACUGCAGUCUUAUGUAUCCAGCACUGGAUACGCCCCACCGAUCCGCACCGGACGACGAUCGCUACGCGUUUAUGGAUCCCGUCGAACCGGGACAUGUCUCUUGCGAUGUCGUGGAGGGGCUCGAGAAGAGUUAUUUUGACUGCGUGGACAAGCCAUACGCUCGGGAGAAUCGUGGAAGAGCCGCCUACGCUCAAAGCAUCGACAGGCCGGAUCGGCAUGUUGCUGUCAAACUGGUCCGCAGUGAGAGCGUCGAGAUACACACGCUCAAGCUCAUCUACGACGCGUCGAAACGCGAACCCGUCCAGGGUCUCAUUCCUGUGCUGGAGAUCAUUCCGUUUCGCGGACAUUGGCUCGUUGUCAUGCCCAGAUGGGGAGAACGCAUCAUGUCUCCAUUCCCCACACUCGUUGGACCAACGUUGUCUCUUAUCGAAGAUCUGCUCGCAGGGCUGGCUUUUCUUCACAGCCACAAUAUCGUCCACCGGGACCACGGCUACAAGAACAUCCUCGUGAAUCACAUUCCAGUGCUCGGACACGAAGAAAUCUACGAUCCCCCACUGACUCGAGAACCAUUCCGCAACGCAGGCGUUCUCCAGCACGCCAUAUUCGAUUUCGACGUUGCUCUGAUAUACCCCGACCGCAAAUCCGCUCGCCUUCCAUACACGCUCUUCUGGCUGGGAGCAUACAAGCCCACCGAUGAGAUAUUUCAAGGCGAAUACGACUACGAUCCUUUUGCGGCGGACGUGUCCAUUUUGGGUGGGGAUCUUUGUUCUGAUCUUCAGUAUUACACACCCUAUGUGCCCAUCCUGGCACCCCUCUUCGAUGGGAUGCUGCACUGGCACGUGCCGUCUCGGCUGACGGCUUCCCAAGCCUUGGAUCUGCUCCGCUCACUCAGAGCUGAAUACCCGAAUCUGGACAAGCAGCCACUCUCUGAGAUCAAGAGGCAGUCCGUCCCUGUGUCGAAAUAUGACCGAUGGGCGGGAUUGCCCGACGACUUUGUCAAGCGGUGGGGCCAUCUCCGAACCCCGCCGGUUCCUUGGACGAGGUUGUUCCUGCGAAGGGUCUGCGAAUAUGGCUUCCUUGAAAGUUGCGUGCGGUUACUCAGACGCAUUAUCUCGUCCACCACAGCGCAAUUUGCCUGUGCAAUAUUGUUUCCUCGCACACUGUGUCGGCAAUGAGAUAUUCGCAAGAUGUUCGAGUUUUUGGUGGCGCCAUCGGGAAUCGAUUUAUGAACUUUCUAUUUGAACACCUGUGCAUGCGCAGAGGAUUCGAAAUCUCUAGCUUGGACACAACGACAUGUAAGUCUCAAACCAGGAGGGGAAACUUUAAGAUAUGGGCUGUUCGACUAUCGCACUAAAGUAACUCAAGCUCGCGUUGCUGCUUUUGCAUACAACAUACACGAUCUAUCUCAAGCUAAAUAUGAGAAAAACUACACCCUGUGUAAUAAUUACUUCACUCCCCGUCAGACACUAGCGAAACAUAGGCGCCGAAAAUGACCUCAGGAGGGAGCCGCUCUUCGAUCUGUUCGUGGAUGAAGGGAGCGUAGUACCCCUGCGUCUGCUGCUGACUGUCCAUCUGCGUGUCGAACACCGCCACGUCCAGGACCUGCAAUGCAUCCAGAUCGUUUAUCCACCCUCGGUCCUGGUUGACGGCACAGAAAAGCACCCAGCCGAGCGGCUUGCCCUCGGCGAGACUGUCCGUUGGAUAUUUCCGGAGGAAUUCAGAGACGGCGUCUGCGAACCGACGUUGGAUCUCGGUCCCAAGCACCCG